CCCCCGGCCCCGCAGGCGCGGCCCGGCCCGGCCAUGCCGGCCAAGAGGAAGCCGGUGCUGCCCGCCCUCAACAUCGCCCCCAGCGCCGCCGAGGGGCCCAGCCCCGACGGCUCCGCAGAAGCUAACCUGGUGGACCUGCAGAAGAAGCUGGAGGAGCUGGAGCUGGAUGAGCAGCAGAAGAAGCGCCUGGAAGCUUUCCUGACACAGAAAGCCAAAGUGGGGGAGCUGAAGGACGAUGACUUCGAGAGGAUCUGCGAGCUGGGCGCUGGCAAUGGCGGCGUGGUCACCAAAGUGCAGCACAAACCCUCAGGGCUCGUUAUGGCACGGAAGCUGAUCCAUUUGGAAAUCAAGCCAGCCAUCAGGAACCAGAUCAUCCGGGAGCUGCAGGUGCUGCACGAGUGCAACUCCCCCUACAUCGUGGGCUUCUAUGGAGCCUUCUACAGCGACGGGGAGAUCUCCAUCUGCAUGGAGCACAUGGAUGGUGGCUCUUUGGAUCAAGUGCUGAAAGAAGCCAAAAGAAUUCCUGAGGAAAUCCUGGGCAAAGUCAGUAUAGCGGUUCUGCGGGGCCUGGCCUACCUGCGGGAGAAGCACCAAAUCAUGCACAGAGAUGUGAAACCCUCCAACAUCCUGGUGAAUUCCCGAGGGGAGAUCAAGCUCUGUGACUUUGGGGUCAGCGGGCAGCUCAUUGACUCCAUGGCCAACUCCUUUGUGGGAACUCGGUCCUACAUGUCUCCCGAGCGCCUGCAGGGCACGCACUACUCGGUGCAGUCGGACAUCUGGAGCAUGGGGCUGUCCCUGGUGGAGCUGUCGAUCGGAAGGUACCCAAUCCCCCCGCCAGACUCCAAGGAACUGGAAGCAAUUUUUGGCCGUCCUGUGGUGGACGGGGCGGAGGGAGAGUCCCCCAGCAUCUCGCCGCGGGCCAGGCCCCCAGGACGCCCCGUCAGUGGCCACGGGAUGGACACCAGGCCUGCCAUGGCCAUCUUUGAGCUGCUGGAUUACAUCGUUAACGAGCCACCUCCCAAGCUGCCGAGUGGAGUCUUCACGCAAGAUUUCCAGGAGUUUGUAAAUAAAUGCUUAAUUAAGAACCCAGCAGAACGAGCAGAUCUGAAGAUGCUGAUGAGCCACACGUUCAUCAAGCGCUCCGAGGUGGAGGAGGUGGAUUUCGCGGGCUGGCUGUGCCGGACGCUGCGGCUGAACCAGCCCAGCACUCCCACCCGAGCUGCCAUGUGAGCCCGGCUGGCACUGCUGCCUCGGGCACCGCUUCCUCUGCUCCCUGCAGGGCACAGCUGGCCCUCCUUCCUCCCUCCCAGCGCCAAAGCUCCGGCCCGGGGCGGCUCCAUCCUCCCGGGGCGGCUCCAUCCUCCCGGGGCAGCUCCAUCCACCGGGGUCGGUCCCCUCGGACCUGGGGGUGUUCCAGGCUCUGCUCCAGCUCUGGAGCUCCUGACACUUGGGAAUUGUGGUGCUGCUUAUGUUGGUUUUUCUUCAUUUUUGGGUUUAUUCUUGUUUUGGUUUGGGUUUUUGUUUUGUUGUUUUGGGAAUUAAGAAGGAAGGUGAUGGCGCGUGUGAGGUGGCGCGGGAUGAGGGGCGGCUGGUGCUUCACCCCAUCCCUGGUUUCUCUCUGGGAUGGAGAAUCAGUGGGAUCAGGAAUGGAGAAACCCUGCCUAGGGUGGCCCAGAGCAGUGUCCCUGUCCUGCCUGAGGCCACAGCUGGGCUGGGGGCAGAACAGGGAUUGCUGCUUGGUUUAAAUCUGCUUUAAACGGUUCUGAUGGAGCCUGGCUUGUCCUGAGCUGGAUGUUCAGGGGAGGGGCUGGAUCCAUGGGAAUGGGGAUGGCUCCCACUUUUCAGUGUCCAGGCGAGGGGAGAGGGUGCAUUUUGGAUUUUCCUUCCCUGGAGAAGGGGAGGCAGAGCCUGGCUAUUCCCAGCAGCUGUGCCCAGGGUUGGGGUCGCUCUCCUGAUCACGUUGGGGGCACAGGGAACCCUCCAGGCUGCAUUUUCCCCCCUCCAGGCUGCAUUUUCCCCCCUCCAGGCUGCAUUUUCCCCCCUCCAGGCUGCAUUUUCCCCCCUCCAGGCUCCAUUUUCCCCCCUCCAGGCUGCAUUUCCCCCCUCCAGCUGCCUCCAGCCCAUCCCAGGGGUGACCUCAGCCAUUGUGGCCGUGGCAGAGCUCCAGGAUUCCCUGUCAGAGCCCCCUGGCCAGGGAUGAACCCACUCUGAGCCCACGUUGUUGUCCCUGGAUUGUCCCUCCCUCCCAUCGAGGACCCUGCAGCCCCCCAGGCCCCUUCCCACCACGUGGAUUUUGGGGUGAAUUAUUCCUUUCCUUCCCCCCAUGUGGGUUUAGCAACCCCUGAGCCCCCCCGUGAGGAUUUGGGAAUUUUUUUGUGUUUUCCUUGUAUUUUUUUUUUGGCUGUUUUUCACUCAGUCAGGCUGGCAGCUGCCAUCCCCCUGCCUGCCCUGGGUCCCACCAUGGCAGCCCCCCCAAAAAUUAACUCCCAGGCCUGGGUACCCCCAAACCCCUCAUCCCUUUUCCUUUCCUGUUUUCCAGCACAGGACAGAGGCACUGCCCUGCCUGGUGCCAACCCACGGGGCAGCCACAUCCCCAAAGGGGGGACACCCCAAUUUUUUGGGGGGAAGACCCCGAUUUUGGGGAGAACACCCCAGAUUUGAGGGGUCUGUGCUUGCUGGCUCAGCUCAUGCCCAACCAAGCCCCCCUGGAGCCGUGGGGUGCUCGAUGUGAUGGAUUUUGCCUCUUAUUUAAUAUGGGAAGGUUCCUCAAGUUUCGGGCUAUUUUCCAUCAGUUUUGGUGCUGGGUUUUGGAGAGGAAAAGGAGGAAAAGGAGGAGGAGGAGGAGGAGGAGGAGGAGAGCAUGGACGGAGCAGUUUGGUGGUGCAAUUAAUUUUGUUUUGUUUUUUUUUUUUAAACUCGAUAUUUUCAUCAUGGACGGGGAGGGGGGGGGAAAUAAUAAAUAAACGGCACUUUACAUUUCCA
Messenger RNA from Melospiza georgiana, 2982 nucleotides. It is a transcript of the gene MAP2K2, whose product is annotated as mitogen-activated protein kinase kinase 2. Gene Ontology annotation, biological process: protein phosphorylation. The record is from RefSeq and is a predicted model, not a curated record. NCBI's taxonomy places the organism in Eukaryota, Metazoa, Chordata, Aves, Passeriformes, Passerellidae. Gene Ontology annotation, molecular function: protein kinase activity; ATP binding. The coding region runs from base 34 to 1230 and encodes 398 amino acids. The transcript has 11 exons.